Messenger RNA from Abrus precatorius (Indian licorice), 1898 nucleotides. RefSeq names its product BTB/POZ domain-containing protein At1g03010. Gene Ontology annotation, molecular function: protein binding. Bases 12 to 1898 code for a protein of 628 amino acids. The record is from RefSeq and is a predicted model, not a curated record. The transcript is spliced from 4 exons. NCBI's taxonomy places the organism in Eukaryota, Viridiplantae, Streptophyta, Magnoliopsida, Fabales, Fabaceae.
CACAUUCACACAUGGGAGUUGUAACUGUUGGUGAAUUGAAGCCUAGCGUUUCAGGAAAAAGGACUUUUCGUCCAAGUUCAAGCAUAAGACAAACAGCUGAAUGGCCAAUAUCUGACGUCUCUAGUGAUCUUACCAUUGAAGUAGGAACAUCAACCUUUGCACUUCACAAGUUUCCUCUUGUUUCCCGGAGUGGAAGAAUUCGGAAGCUGGUCUUAGAAGCAAAAGAUUCAAAAGUUUCACGCGUAAGUCUCCCAAGUGUGCCAGGUGGUGCAGAGGCAUUUGAGCUUGCUGCCAAAUUCUGCUAUGGAAUCAAUGUUGACUUCACACUCUCAAAUGUUGCUUUGCUACGUUGCACAGCUCAUUUUCUUGAAAUGACAGAAGAACUUGCAGAAAAAAACUUAGAGUCUAGAGCUGAAUCAUAUCUAAGGGACACAGUGCUCCCUAAUAUACCAAACACCAUACAUGUUCUUCACUGUUGUGAGACUCUUCUUCCCAUGUCAGAAGAAAUAAACCUUGUCAAUAAGCUAAUCAUUGCAAUUGCAAAUAACGCAUGCAAAGAGCAACUUACAUCUGGUUUACUAAAACUUGAUCACACUUUCCCUUCUAAAUCUAUACCAACCAUGGAACCAGAAACACCCUCAGAUUGGUGGGGCAAGUCUUUCAAUGUUCUUAGUCUUGAGUUCUUCCAACGAGUUGUAUCUGUUGUGAAGUCAAAGGGACUAAAACAAGACAUGAUCAGCAAGAUUUUGAUGAACUAUGCACAUAGUUCCCUUCAAGGGAUUGGUGUUAGAGAUCCUCAAGUGGUCAAAGGAAGUCUAAUUGACAUGGAACAACAGAAGAAACAAAGGAUCAUUGUUGAAACCAUAGUUGGCUUACUCCCAACUCAAUCAAGAAAAAGUCCGGUUCCAAUGGCAUUUCUCUCUAGUUUAUUGAAAGCUGCAAUAGCAACAUCAGCUUCAACUCCUUGCAAAUCUGAUUUGGAGAGGCGAAUUGGUCUACAACUUGACCAGGCAAUUCUUGAAGACAUCUUGAUUCCAACAAACUCACCUCCAAAUACCCUCGUCACAAUGUAUGACACAGAUUCAGUUCUGAGGAUCUUUUCUAUUUUCCUUAACUUGGAUGAGGAGGAUGGCGAAGACAGUGAUAACUUUGUUGAUGAAAGCCAAAUGGUGUAUGACUUUGACAGUCCUGGAUCUCCAAAACAAAGCUCAAUUCUUAAGGUAUCUAAAUUACUGGACAAUUACCUCGCUGAAGUAGCGCUAGACUCAAACUUGUUGCCAUCAAAAUUCAUAGCACUUGCAGAGCUACUCCCAGAUCAUGCACGUAUUGUGAGUGAUGGACUCUAUCGAGCCGUUGAUAUCUUCCUUAAGGUUCAUCCAAACGUGAAGGAGACAGACAGGUACAGGCUGUGCAAAACCAUUGAUUGUCAGAAACUGUCUCAAGAAGCAUGCAGUCAUGCAGCUCAGAAUGAAAGGCUACCAGUGCAAAUGGCAGUUCAAGUUCUUUACUUUGAGCAAAUAAGGCUUCGCAAUGCCAUGAAUGGAGGGCACAACCAAUUCUUCUUUGGUCAAUUCCCUCAACGUUCUGGCAGUGGCGCAGGGAGUGGAGCCAUUUCCCCUAGAGAUAACUAUGCAUCAGUGAGAAGAGAGAACCGAGAGCUGAAGCUUGAAGUUGCAAGAAUGAGAAUGAGGCUCACUGAUUUGGAGAAAGACCAUGUUUCUAUGAAGCAGGAGCUUGUUAAGUCUCACCCUGCCAACAAGCUCUUCAAAUCAUUCACCAAAAAACUAAGCAAACUCAAUACCCUAUUUCGGAUAAAUAGUAUUAAGCCAACUGGGGGCAAAGCUAGUUCUGAAACUCGCUUCCCUUUUCCAAAGCGAAGGCGCCACUCAGUUUCAUGA